Pyrus x bretschneideri (Chinese white pear) is the source of this 1062-nucleotide messenger RNA. RefSeq names its product zinc finger protein CONSTANS-LIKE 9. Gene Ontology annotation, biological process: regulation of flower development. Gene Ontology annotation, molecular function: protein binding. Bases 171 to 1031 code for a protein of 286 amino acids. Gene Ontology annotation, cellular component: nucleus. The record is from RefSeq and is a predicted model, not a curated record. Lineage: Eukaryota; Viridiplantae; Streptophyta; Magnoliopsida; Rosales; Rosaceae. The transcript is spliced from 4 exons.
UUUAUAUAAAUUCUCUCCAUCUUCUCUCUCUCUCCUACUCCUAAACUUAAAGUGACCAAACCCAAGCAAACCUAGACUCUAUUUCUCUCUCUCUAGCAUUUUGUUGCUGUUGUGUUUCUGUCACUUCAGUGUGCUUUCUGUUUGCUCUGUUUCUGGGUUCUUCUUUGAGAAUGUAUGCAGAGACUGGGCUUUUGUUCCCCUAUUUACAGAAUUCUCCUCAGGAUUUCCAGCAGCUGGAGGAGUUCUGCAGAACCCAAAAGUCAAUUGCUCCAAUGAAUUGCUUCUCCGAGGCUUCGAUGAUAGCGGAUUAUGACCUGGGAGGAGAAUGGGAUCUAUUCAAGGCUCCAGAGCCUAUCAUCGAAGAACCGGCCAUUGGCCUUGAUCCCAUGACACCCAUGACAGCAGCCAUUUCAAUGAUAUCUUGCAGCGAAGAUGUCACCUCCUCUCAAGGACUCAAGGUUGCAGACCUUGAAUCACUUCAAAGUGAGCAGCUUUUGAACGAUGUCUUCUAUGACAAGGAUAUCUUAGGGAAGGACACGAUGGGAGCACCGCUUUCUGAGGAACUAGAUAUCAAAAUUCCUGUUUUGGCAGUGGAUGGAAAUCAUAUUCAGGAAAACAAACCGCUCCGUGACGUGUCGUUUCAGAAGAGUGUCAGCUCAGGAUGUUUAACCUCAAUGGACUGGGUGCACGGAACUUCAACGAAGCCAAGUUUUCUGGAUUUUCCUGGGAUGGAUUUGGGUGCUUAUGGGAUUCGUAGAGCGUUCAGUGAAGGAGAUAUUAAGACUCUCGGUAACAGUAACACAAGCCUCAUCCAGUCGUCUGUAGAGCGGCCCAUAGUUAUCAGCAACUGCAGCAGUGAGGAACGCAGGGAAAAGCUUUCAAGAUACCGCAACAAGAAGACAAAGAGGAACUUCGGCAGGAAAAUCAAGUAUGCGUGCAGGAAGGCUCUUGCAGACAACCAGCCAAGGAUCCGCGGAAGGUUUGCCAAGACCGAAGAAUCGUAUGCCAAGAGGCAAAUAACCGUUGACUAAUAUAUAUAAUAUAUGUAUGAAAUAAUAAUAA